AUGAUCUCCAUCACCGAAUGGCAGAAGAUUGGCGUGGGCACCACUGGCUUUGGCAUCUUCUUCAUCCUCUUUGGAAUGCUCCUGUACUUUGACUCCGUGCUGCUGGCCUUCGGAAAUCUGCUGUUCCUGACUGGCCUCUCCCUCAUCAUCGGCCUGAGGAGGACGUUCUCCUUCUUCUUCCAGAGGCACAAACUCAAGGGCACCAGCUUCUUCCUGGGGGGCGUGGUCAUCGUCCUGCUGCGCUGGCCGCUCCUGGGCAUGUUCCUGGAAACCUAUGGCUUCUUUAGCCUCUUCAGGGGCUUUUUCCCCGUUGCCUUUGGCUUCCUGGGCAGCGCCUCCAACAUCCCCUUCCUGAGUGCGCUGUUCCAGAGGCUUCAAGGCACCAGUUCAAUGGUCUGA
Molecule: messenger RNA, 399 nt
Organism: Budorcas taxicolor (takin)
Lineage: Eukaryota; Metazoa; Chordata; Mammalia; Artiodactyla; Bovidae
Gene: GOLT1A
Product: golgi transport 1A
Exons: 5
Coding region: 1-399 (132 amino acids)
Biological process (GO): endoplasmic reticulum to Golgi vesicle-mediated transport; retrograde transport, endosome to Golgi
Cellular component (GO): membrane; endoplasmic reticulum
Source: RefSeq, a predicted model, not a curated record